Molecule: messenger RNA, 1170 nt
Organism: Micromonas commoda
Lineage: Eukaryota; Viridiplantae; Chlorophyta; Mamiellophyceae; Mamiellales; Mamiellaceae
Exons: 1
Coding region: 1-1170 (389 amino acids)
Source: RefSeq, a predicted model, not a curated record
AUGGGCAAGUCCCCGCGCGCGUCCCAGGGGCGCUCCAUCGCCAGGCGCAUGGAGAGCUCGGGGGGCAGGCGGAAGCAGAAGGGCGACGGCCUCGUGCCGGGCUCGAAACACGCCGGGCUCUUCAGCGACGACGCCAUUGCGAGCUUCGACGAGCUGCUCAACUCGGACGACGUCGCGUUUCGCACGGCGCCCGGUCCGCCGGUGCGCAGGGCGCCGCCCCCUGAACCCGACCCGGCUGCCGCCGCCGCCGCCGGCGGCGGCGGCACCCCGUCGUGGAUCCCGUCCGCCCUUCGAACCGCAUCGUCCGGUCGAUGGCUGAGCUGGAUCAACGUCGCGAUGCUUCUCGUCCUUCUCCUCGGCGCCGGGCUCGCGUACGUGUACGUGGGCGGCAGCGAGUGGACCGAGCCCGCGGAGGCGGACAUGAGGCUGGCGGACACCGCCGGGAUGGUGGAAUCCGCGCCGGCCGCGUCGGAGCCGCCGUCGGCGAAGGACAUCAUAGAGGAGUACCGGCGGAAGCGCCUGGCCAAGGAGGCCAAGGAGAGGGAGGAGAGGGAGACGAGGCUGGCGGCGAGGAUGGCGGAGGUUGCGAACGAGGCGACGACAUCGCCGACGCCGGAACCCGAGCCGCCCGCGCCGUCGCUGGAGCCGGAGGCGGCGCCGCCGCCGCCUCGACGCGCGAUGAAGCCCAAGAAGGCGGCGACGGCGGAUGAGCGAGCGGCGAAGCCGAAGUCGAAGUCGACCGAGUCGUCUCAACCGAAUUCGAAGUCGACCGAGUCGUCUCAACCGACGUCGAAGUCAAAAACCGAGUCGUCUCAACCGAAGUCGGAGACGGACGAGGAGCGGUCAGCUAGGUACGCCCGGGAGGAUGCGGCGCGGGAGGCGCGGAUCGUGCGCGAGGAUGAGGAGCGGAAAGCGCGCAUCGAGGAGGAGGAGAGGGCGGCGAGGGCCCGGGUGGAGGAGUUGGAGGCGAGGGCCCGGGUGGAGGAGUUGGAGGCGAGUAGUGUGGGAGCGGCGGGCGGGGCGGCGAAGCCCGCGGCGGUCGUCGACACCGUCGAUUACGAGGAGGAGGAGGACAGGCCCGCGCCCGUGCGGCAAAGGAAGAAGGAGAGGGAGAAGGAGAGGGAGGAAGCGCCGGCGGUGGCGGGGAACCUCGGGGUGGACUACGAGUAG